Molecule: messenger RNA, 1239 nt
Organism: Aspergillus affinis
Lineage: Eukaryota; Fungi; Ascomycota; Eurotiomycetes; Eurotiales; Aspergillaceae
Product: FAD/NAD(P)-binding domain-containing protein
Exons: 4
Coding region: 1-1239 (412 amino acids)
Cellular component (GO): cytoplasm
Molecular function (GO): electron-transferring-flavoprotein dehydrogenase activity; flavin adenine dinucleotide binding
Source: RefSeq, a predicted model, not a curated record
AUGCUGAGUCCCUUCAAGGUCCUGGUCAUUGGGGGUUCCUAUGCCGGCCUGGCCGCCACGCUGAAUCUGUUUGAUCUCUGCCAGGGCCGACGUCGUCGCUUCUCGUUGGACCCGGCGGAUGAGGGGCCUCAACGGACGGUCCCCGUGCAGAUCACCAUCGUCGAUGAACGGGACGGAUUUUAUCAUUUAAUCGGGGUGCCGUUGGCUAUUGCUUCCCAGGACUACGCGCAUGCCAUCUGGAAGACGUUCGAUGACAUCCCCGCUCUACAGACCCCCGCAAUCCGGCGCAUCCAGGGGCGAGUCGUGAGUGUCGACUGCGAGACCAAAACGGCUCGGAUUGAGGGCAUCACAAAAGGGCGGCCGGUGACCGAAGAGAAAUACGACUAUCUGAUCGCAUGCUCGGGCCUGCGCAGGGACUGGCCCAGUGCGCCCAGGUCUCUGACACGGCAGGACUACAUAGCCGAAGCGACGCGGUGGGUGGAAGAUGUCAAGAACGCGACGCAGGGAGUCGUUGUCAUCGGCGGAGGCGCCGUGGGAGUCGAGAUAGCGGCGGAGAUCAAAAUGAUGCAACCCCAAGUCAAGGUCACGCUUAUUCACUCGCGCUCCAGAUUGCUCUCGUCCGAGUCCCUCCCAGAUGAGUUUGGCAUGAAGACGCUCGCGCUUCUUCAGUCCGAUGUAGAUGUGAUUAUCGGCGCGCGAGUACAGGAGACUACAGCCCACGAGAGCGAUGCGACUGGCGCGGUAUCGGGAUACACCCUGACACUCUCAGAUGGCCGACAGCUGCAGACAAGCCAUGUCAUCAACGCCGUAUCGCGGUUCUCGCCCACGACGUCUUACCUUCCCGACGCCGCCUGUGACGAAGAGGGCUACGUCUACAUCACGCCGCAGCUGGAAUUUUCUGGCGAUGUUCCCAACGCCGGAGACCAUUACGCCGCGGGUGAUCUCGUCCACUGGUCAGGAAUUAAGCGCGGAGGAGCUGCCAUGCAUCAAGGCCACUAUGCCGCCGUUAAUAUUCACCAGAAAUUGUACGCCCAGAUCUACGGGUCUGAGAUCGACGCGCUAGAUCUAGCAGAGGUGCCGCCCAUGAUGGCGCUGGCGUUGGGGAAGCAGGCGGUGGGAUACUUCCCAACGACCGGGCUCUCGGAGGGGGACGAGGUGCUGAAGGCCUUUUUUGGUGACGAUUUGGGAUUCAUGAUUUGUUGGAAUUGGAUGCGCCUAGGGCAAGUGCCGCCAGCAUGA